Messenger RNA from Dreissena polymorpha, 12889 nucleotides. Its product is annotated as E3 ubiquitin-protein ligase rnf213-alpha-like. The record is from RefSeq and is a predicted model, not a curated record. Gene Ontology annotation, molecular function: ATP hydrolysis activity; ubiquitin-protein transferase activity. The coding region runs from base 172 to 11604 and encodes 3810 amino acids. Lineage: Eukaryota; Metazoa; Mollusca; Bivalvia; Myida; Dreissenidae. The transcript is spliced from 64 exons.
CUAUAUCUGUGUGAACACAUACCCGACUGAAAACAGUGAAUUUACGUAUACCAGAAGAAAAACAGCACCUUACCAGUUAUUACUCGAACAGAAAAUAUUGAAAUGUCUUAGAGAACGAUACGUUCCAAAUCGCACGUAUUUUACACUUGGAUAUGGUUAUGUAAUCCAACAAUGAAGUGUCCUAACCCUAACUGCGGCAGUGAAGGGUUAAGCAAAUACUGCGAAAAAUGUGGCACGAACCGAGUCCCUAUAGAAACCGAAUUCAAACAAAUUGCGACAGUAUUAAAAUGUCAAGGCAAAAACAGGGAUGGAAGUGCGUGUCUGUCAGAAAUUACCAUAGAUGUAAACUUCUGUGGCAAUUGCGGUACUCAGAUUGAAAAGAAGCAACUUCAGGUUGAGCCCGAUUCGAACAUCCCAACACAGUUGAAUGGAAAGAACACCAAUUUUCGAGAUCAAGCAAGCGAAUCAUUGGAACUGGUUGAAGAACCUGAUCGUAAAGUUGACAGAGAUAGCAUACAGCCCGACGGCAAUGUCCUACUGAAAAAGGAUGUUAAGGAUUCAAAACAAGAUACAGAUAGAGAAGAGGUAGAAAUAUAUUCCAGAGAUAACGUUAACAAAAGAACACAUCUGGUUACGGAAGCUAAUAUUAACGUAGACAAAGGAUCAACACGCAAUGAAGGCGAUUCCGAAAUGGACAGUUCAAUACGGAUUAUAGAAUAUAAAAUUAGCGUAACGGACGAUUUGAAAAAAAGGGCAAAUACUCAAGCAGACCUGAAAAAGGAACCUGAAAGUAAAGAUGUGAAAUGCUGGACACUCCAAGACGACAACUCUAAAUUAGGCAUGGUGAUAAAUGCCGCGACUCAAGAAAAUACUAAGUGUAAAAACAGCAGUCAUGACAAUGGCAAUAAAGAAACGGAACAAGUAAAGAAACCUAAUUAUAAAGACGAUGAAGACAGCUCUUGUAAAGAAGGCGAUCCCGAACUUAACAACACGAUAAGCCCCCAUAUAUUAGACAACUCUGAACUAACGCCUAUUUUUCAAGAUAAAGGAAAAGAACAAACGGGAAUGGAAAACAAUUAUGAUAACGAAGAGGACAAUGCUAACAAAUCCCCAAACGAUACUUUACAACUGAUUAAAGAGAUAAAAGACACAAUCCAAUUAGAAGAUAAAGGCAUGACUGCCCAAGGCGCGUUAUCGAACACGAUAACAACAGAGACUUUGUGUCAACCUGUUAAACAAGACGACAGUUCUUCUCUUACGACGAGCAUUCCUAGUCAAACGGAAACAAACACAAUUUUAGAAGCUUAUAAAGAGGUCAGUUUGCAUCAUUCGUUUAAAUCCCCGCACACAAUAGAGUGGCAGAAGCUGGAUGGCUCCAUGAAAGCGGGAUUCAGUUUGGAAAAGCCAAAUGAAACCAACUCUUAUUUAACCAGCAAACGAUCAAGCAAGUGCAAUAUCCAGAUUGUUUUCCAUUCUCUCGUCUCACGCAAGCUGUUGAAAAAUGCAGCGUCCAAAGUGGUACUACGAUUUAAAAACGAUCCUUUUGAGUCUCGUCAGCAUAUUGCGUGCAAAGAAAGUCAUCAUAAAACCUAUGUAAAAUACAGCUACACGCUCGAUGUCGACCGACAUAUACUAGCUGAGAAUGUCGAAUACAAUUAUUAUAUAUUGUCAGAAGAAAAGGACAAAUAUGAUGUUGUGCCUCAUUCUAACAGAACUCUAGUUGUUUCUUCGCUCUCCCGGGAAAACACAUAUACCUGGAAUCAAUUCGAUGGAAUACUAGCAGCCGACAAGGGAGUUAUGAAGGGUAUCAAAACAUAUCUUUACGGUUAUCAGAACUUGAAAGAAAAAGUAAAAUCGUAUGCCAAAUUAUAUUGCCCUGUAUGGUUCAAACAGAUCACGACCGAUAAAAUGCCAACCGAUACGUUCGAUGAGUGUCUGGAAAAUCUUGAAGCGCUUGUCACAUGUCUUCAGCGAAUAUACGUGAACAAAGUAUUUUUCUCAAACGAUGAUUUCGUACAAGAGAUUGGUUCCGCUUUGAUAGACCCAGCGAUUGACAAUUUAUGGGCCUUAAAAACUGAUGCAGAAAAAAGUAUAAUGGCAAUGAGUAUUGUGAUUGCUUGCGACAAAAUUGGCUUCAGGCUGCCUUUAGAUAAUUGGCAGAAAAUAUGCAGAUGUUUCAUCAUGACAUUGUCCACCGAACAAAGCAUAUGCUCAAGCGUAAAUGACAUCACUCAGCUGUAUCAACAUCAGGAUUUCAGAAAAGCACUUCUUAGAUUUAUGAAUUACAACAAAGAACAAAAAGAUCCAUCUUGGAUGUUUUGUUUACCGAUUUUGCACUUUAUAUCCAAUGUGUGCCGACCUUUCGAGAAAGUGCAAGUCGAUCUUCGACACAAUGAAAAGGAGCCUUUCUGGUGGGGUAUCGUCGAAAUCAAAGAUCUUGUGGCCUCAUUUAGAAGAAACAAUGCGGAUUGGAAAAUUCCUAUCACCGAAGUAUUAAAAUAUUUGGAGAAGCUGUUCAAGGUUGACAUUUAUCUUCCAAGAAGCGUGGUUGCCGCAUUAAAGUGCACGGAACUGGGGGCGAUUUUUGAAAUGGAGAUUUUUCCUCCUGAAGUUUGCUGUGCUGCUGUUAUUUACUGGAUAAAAACUUCACAAAACAGUAAAUUAGAAGUUCUUCAAAUAUUAAAACAGGUCGGUGAUGGGGGUUUGAUGCUUCUUGAUCGUUUACCAAGGCCAGAAAAACACACCAAAAUGUGUGCAGAAAGUUGGGAGAUGACCGCAAUAUUCAGCGCAAAGGUUGUAGACAUUCUUGGAAUAAGUACUGGAGAUGAAAUAGUUACCUGGGGACAUAUAUGUUUGAUAAGCAAUAUAUCUUGUACUUUGGUUUAUGAAACUAAUGAAGAAAAAGUUAAAGCUGCCACCGUUAGAUUAAAUUCGACUACAUCGAAUAUUAUAAACUGGUUGAAUAACCUUUCAGGAGACAUUUCUACAACUUUUAAGUUGUGGAACAAAGCUAUUAUUGAAUCAGAUCAGGAGAAUAAAAUGUGUGAUUAUUGGAAUGGAAAAAUUAGCACUACCAUACAGAAGAAGAUAAGCGACAUGAUCCGAGCUAAGGACUCAGUCACGUUUCAUUCUGCUUUCAUAACAAUGUACUGCAAAGAGGUUGGUGGCUAUAAAAAAAGCCUUCAAGACUGCCUUUUUACUUUGGCAAGUGAGGUCAUAAUAGAGUGGGCACACUUGAAUUACACUGCAAUGCGUACAACAGAACAAAAUAAUCUACGCAGAUUAAUUUCUGGAUUAUUCAACAAGGUAUGGAAUGACAGUGUUUCAUCAAACAAUAUCAGGUUGGACUCAUUAUUGAAAUGGAAUCCAUUGCGAUUAUUGAUAGCAAAUACAGAAACAAUGAGUUUGCUUUUGGAUGACGACUUACAUCCCAAACUGAACAAUUUGAUCAAAUGGUUGCAAGCCAUAUGGUACACAAUAGAAAAAGGAAAUAUUCAAAUUGGUGUUCUGACAACGAUUUCUAAAAAUGCCGACGAAUUUGAGAACCUAAUAAGAAUGAUUGAACCAAAGAUGCUCGGGCUAGAAAAUCAUAUCAAGACGAAGAUAAGGAAUAUCAUGUGUGCCCUUCAGUUAUUCGAAAAACAAGCACGACAAAUGACAAUUUUCGUUAACUUAUGUCAACACAUAAAAGUUGAUACUUCUGCAAUCGACGAAAUAUUGCGGUUACAAACGGACGGUCUUGACCUUCAAAACCUUGACGCCAUUUGCAUAACAUCGGGUACGGACACAAAGGAAGUACAUGUGGCAGCAUUUGAUACUUGGAAGGAUAUAGUUUAUAUUUUGCCAACGCUCGAACAUCUCAACAAAAGUUACGUAUUUAAGAAAUUGUGGCGUUGUACUUGUUCGCGCGUGGGAAAUAACUGCCUUACAGUAAAUGAUGCUGUGAACGAAGUAUGGAUCGAUGUAGAAAAGAGAUGGCGGUCAUUUGGUGAACAGCUCAAACAAGGAAAUUUAUCAUUUAAUGAAUUUGUUGAGAUGUUUGGAUCAAUAAGUUACGACAAUGACCAACAACUAAUUGAUGAAAUUACUCUUUUCAACAUAACGGAACAUAUUGCAACAACUAGAGUUAGACAAUUGAGGGAAUAUACUCGCCUGACGGCAUGCGUACAUGGAGCAGAGGCUAUUUUAGCAUUACAAGCUCAAUACAAACUUGAGGGUGACUUUGAGGCGAUGAAGACAAUUGCUUCUCAUACUGAGAGAGAAUUUAAAAUGAACGAGUUUGAUGAAGGCAUUGUAGCUACUUGCGGUAUCUUAAAAGAGAUAACUGCUUCUAAAGCCAAUUGUAUUGAUGCAUUUGUGCGUUCUAAACGACUUAUCAAAUGGAUCAAGAAAUCAAUAGCUGGACAACAGGAAUUGAAAGUUUUUGUUGAUUUAGCAAUGAUGUCAGCAGGGGAAGAACCAAUAAACAUUGCUAAAGUUCGAUGUUUAUAUUCAUCUGUGAUGGGAUACUCCCCACUUAUUUUCGAUCUGGAAAAUAGUUCUGAUAUUAAACAGCUGUUGGACAAAUGUCGGCUUGUUUGGGAAGAGCUUGAAACAAACAAUAAACUACCUGAACAACUGUCUGAUACAAACCUACAACUACCAUGGCUUAAAGAAAUCAAACGAGCUCAUGGAUCUGUUCAAACAAGUUCUCUAAUGGAAGCAGAAGCAAUAAAUGCCAAAGGAAUAUACAUUGUUGGAAGUUCUGCUAAGAAUACAGAAGAUGGGAUGAAAACUCAAAAUAUACAUUUAACAGUACCAGGCAUUGAAGGUGAACGGGAAAUAAAAAAAUAUACACUUUCGGAAUUGCAAGAUUUGCAAAGUCGGCUUAUGUUAGUUGCUGGCAAAGGAAUGCAAGAUAAAACAAACAAAACCGAAGUUGACGUGGAAUCAUUUACACUAGUAUUUGACAAUGUGCUGCGUUUAGGAAAUGUGUAUAAUAAGCUUUGCUCAGCAGGAUGUGUACUUUUCUCGGAAUUUACUGCAAGAUUCAUGUGUAACAAUGAUGACAGCCGACCCGUUUGUUUGAUUUUGUCAUUUGGAAAAGGAAACAGUACUUGGCAAUUGAAAGGUCACAAAUCAGAGACCGCUUCUUUAAAAGACAUGAUUCCUGCUAUUGCCAAGUUCAUGGAGAAAUGUUUAGACGAAUGGUUAUUGUACAUCAAGUCAAAAAGAUCACAAUUCUAUCACCUUAACUAUUUUACCGUUGAUCAACUUGUUUUCCUACAACGUGAAUUGGUGAAUAUUGGUAGCGGAAGCACUUCAGAAUUAGUGUAUCCGCUUUUAUCAACAGUAAAACAAGACUGUAGUCAAGCUGAUUUAAAUGAAGCAAUAACAAUAGCUAGAGAUGAGCAACUCAGCGACGAGAAAAAAAGAAAAGAAUAUGAAGAAAAAUCUUUUAUAAAGGUCGAAAAAGAAGAGUCACAAUUUGACCAAUCAAAAGCCGCGGCAAUCUGUGAGCUCAUGGCUUUAGGUCAUAGUGAGAAAAUUGCGCGAAUUGCAUUAGAAAGUGUAGAUGAAAACAACACUGAAAUGAGUAUUUUGGAUCAAGCUUUACUUUGGUGCAUGAUGGAGGCAGAGAGUGUUGUAAACAUUUCCAAAGACAACUCUGAUAGAAAAGUGGAACCAUACAUGAAUAUAAAUAUGGAUACGCUUCCUGUGUGGGCUGAUUCGAAUGACACGUUAGAAUCACUUAUAAAGGCAUCUCUGAAGAGUAUUAAACAGGACAGCGUCACUGGUGUAGCGCCACUAAUAGAUGGUCUGCAAAAUAUUUGGAAUGUGUUUUUGAGCUCAAUUUUAUCAAAAUUGCGCGACUUUAUAAGUCUCGAGUUUUUAGGAAUGAUUUUAAAUCAACUAUCAGAGCUACAAACGAUGAAAAGAGAUCUCCCGUCAUGCUUUCUUGAGGGACAACCGAAUCUUUUAAUUUGCCCGACAGAUGACCUCCUAAAGGUUACUUUGUCAAUUUACGUGCAAGACGAAGUAAAGCCCUUGCCCAGCUCUGACGAGAUACUUAUCUGCACUUCAAAAACGUCACAAGAUGAGGUGGAUAUAUUUUGGCGUCGUGCAAUAUUUGGUAGCGGCGGGAAAAUAUAUUGUCUUGUUCAUGUUGAUUUGCUAAACUACGAUGUUGGUGUUGCUACACAGAAGACCUUGGAGCUAAAUCUACUAGAAGCUAAUAGGAUGAACGAUCGAAGAUAUCGACUUAUCAUUAUUUGUGGAUCGGAUAAUGAGUGUCGAUCUCCGUUUGUCGCGGCAUUAGAUAAAUACGUUUGCCACAUUGAAAUCGCUAGUCUUAAUAUAAUUAAAGACUAUGUUGGUUCUAAGAUGGUUGUACCUGCGACUAGAACACAUUCUGCUUCCUGCAUCGACUUUGCAAGGUCCUCUGCUAGAGUUGUCAAAUCAAGUAGCUCAGGGGUUGGAAAGACGUUUUAUGUAACACAACGAUUUAAUGAACUAGAGCAAACACUCAACCAAAGCAAACAACGUGUGACAACAAAACUUGUGCAUAUUCCAUUACAAGAAAAGCAAAUAGACUUAGACGAGUUUAUAAAAGACUUACUUGAACACGCGUCAACUCCUGGCACACAAAUGGCAACAUUGUUUCAUAUAGACAUCUCACAAGAGGUCACUGAAGGAAUAGACUACCUUCUGUUUAAUCUCCUGGUACUCGGAUGUCUUACAGACAGCAAAGGACGUGUGUGGAGACGACAUAUUGACGAUCUCUAUAUGAUUGAGACAAUACCAUCCAUGCGCUACACCCAACACGCGGAGCCUGAGUAUGUUUACACCAUGUUGGCGGUCUUACCGGAAGUGUUUUGUAAAUCACCGAUCGAUAGUUUAUCUCUACUCAACAGAAGUUCCACGGAGACAGACGUGCGCGAUCAAUUAUUCGUCGAAGGCCACUUUCAGUCUGAGGCAUUCCAACGUACAUUUCAGUAUCUGCAUAGACAAGAAGGCAACAAGCCUAUGAACAACAUAGACCCGUCAGUACCUGAAGGAACAAGAGCUUUAUGUCUUGAAGUACUAUUACGACAUUGCGGAGUGCAAAAUCCGUCAUGGUCCGAAAUCAAUCAUUUUGUUUGGUUUUUGAAUUUACAACUUGUGGAUUUCAAUCUAAGUCCUUUUGUUGGGACUGAGGCUGAAAGAGACCUGCCGGGGUUUGCUAAAUUUGUGCUGCGGUUUUUAAUACAGAUGUCAAAGGACUUCUCUACGCGGUCCUUAAACAUGAGCGAAGAAUCGCAUAUUCGUUACCUCGUCUCGAAUGACUCAUACGAUGAAAAUGAUGACAUUAACCAGUUUCAACUCAAGCGAACAUGGGAAAGCAGUCCUCAUCCGUAUCUGUUCUUCAAUUCCGACCACCGUUCCUUUACAUUCUUGGGAUUCUUCAUUGAUAAAAUCACGGGCAACUUAAUAGAUAUGCAGACCAAAGAAGUACUGGAAACAUGCAUUAUGAACAAGGAUUUAUAUAGGGCCUUAAUAGAUAAUGGUGUGCCUCUCACAGAGAAUUUCGACAAACUUACCAGGGAUGAACAAAUACACAAGUUGUGCAGAGUAAUGGGAGUUGAAAAUCCGUGUGAUCCUGAUCCUACAUACGAACUAACAACAGACAAUGCGAAGAAAAUAAUGGCUAUAUAUAUGCGUUUCAGAUGCGACAUUCCUGUGAUAAUAAUGGGUGAAACUGGCAGCGGAAAAACACGACUUGUGAAGUUCAUGUGUGCUCUGCAGGCUGCAAAAGGUUCAUUGGUGAAAACAAUAAUUAUUAUGAAGGUACACGGGGGUACAACGAAAAAUGACAUAAGGCGGACGGUCAAUGCUGCAGAAGAAGUCGCAAAGACAAACGGACCAAAUAUGUAUACAGUUCUGUUCUUUGAUGAGGCAAACACAACCGAAGCAGUUGGAGUUAUCAAAGAAAUCAUGUGCGAUAAAUCAAUUUGUGGCAAACCUCUGAAAUUGUUUAAUAACCUCAAAAUGAUAGCGGCAUGUAAUCCAUAUAGAAAGCACCCUAAAAAACUAGUAGAAAAGCUGGAACAGACUGGUCUUGGAUACCACGUUAUUGCAGACGAAACAUGUGAUAAACUUGGUCGUAUACCAAUGAGACAAUUGGUGUAUAGGGUUCAACCAUUGCCACACAGUUUGCUGCCAAUGGUGUGGGACUUUGGUCAUCUUGAUGAUGAAAUUGAACAAUUAUACAUUAAACAGAUGAUUAAGCAAUAUAUAAGAGUUGAUGAACUACCUACACUGAAACAUCUGAAAACGAUUUUAAGUUCAAUCCUCACCGCUUCACAAAAGUACAUGAGGGAUCAGAAGGACGAAUGCAGCUUCGUCUCGUUACGAGACGUUGAACGUACUCUUAAAGUAAUGGUGUGGUUUUAUAGUCAAGCUAAAGAAAACAGACUUCUGUUCUGUUUAAUGGAUGAGAAAAUGAAAGACAAAACAUACGAAUAUGCGAGGGGUAUUGACGAUUUGACCAAGAGCUUGAUCCUUGCACUGGGUGUGUGUUACCAUGCCAGUUUGCGAACGCGCCAGGAAUACCGGCAUUUUAUCACACCGAAGUUUGCCGAGCCGUUAGAAAUACAUGGAGAAUCACAUGCAAUAAUGGCGGUGAUUGAAUGUUGCCAAGAUGUUGUCCUUGACAAUCUUCCGAUUGCGAAUAAUAUAGCUCGAAAUACGGCGUUAAAGGAAAACAUCUUUAUGAUGGUUAUUUGCAUAGAAUUGCGAAUACCUCUAUUCCUUGUUGGAAAACCUGGAAGUUCUAAAUCACUCGCGAAAACAAUUGUUGCUGACGCAAUGCAAGGAAAUAGCGCCGAAAAGGACUUAUUCAAGAAGUUCAAACAGGUUCAAAUGGUAUCAUAUCAGUGCAGUCCAUUGUCAACACCAGACGGAAUAGUUGCAACGUUCCGUCAAUGCGCUGAAUUUCAAAAGGACAAAAAUCUAAUCUCAUUUGUCUCAGUUGUCGUGCUAGAUGAAGUUGGACUAGCAGAGGACAGCCCUCGAAUGCCGCUAAAGACUUUACAUCCUUUGCUAGAAGAGGGCUUUCAGAGCGACGAAACGAGAGAGCCUUUCAAACAGGUUGCUUUCAUUGGAAUAUCUAAUUGGGCGCUUGAUCCAGCAAAAAUGAACAGAGGUAUAAGUGUUCAUCGCGAUGUACCCGGAGUGGAAGAACUGAUCAAGACUGCCAGAGGCAUUUGUAAAACCAACUUGGAUGUUGAAACUCUGAUGGAGCCUUUUAUUGAACCGAUAUCUAAAGCUUACAUGAAUGUUUUUGAAACUGCUUCAAAACAGAUGCGCGAAUUUUUUGGACUACGUGACUUCUACAGUCUUGUUAAAAUGUUGUACGGAUUUGUGGCCAAAACAAAAAAAUCACCGACUUGGUCAGAGAUGCUGCAUGCCAUCAAAAGAAAUUUCGGAGGAUUAGAUUUAGUAAACCCAGAGGAGUAUUUCAAGGAACAGCUGUCAAUGAUGGACUUUACUGAAGAUCCUUUCAAUCGAGGGCCAGAUUGCAGCACCAAAGGACUUAUUGAAGCCUGCUUGUUUGACUCGUCAAGAGAGAGUCGAUAUUUGCUGUUGCUUACUGAAAACUACGGAGCUCUGGGAAUAGUACAACAGAUGCUGGCAAGAAGAAGUGAAGCAAGACCUAUAACAAUUUUCGGAAGUAGCUUUCCAAGUGACCAAGAAUAUACACAAGUUUGUCGAAAUAUCAACAAGAUUAAAGUGUGUAUGGAAACAGGAAAUACAGUUGUUUUGCUAAAUUUAGAAAAUCUUUAUGAAAGUUUGUACGAUGCUCUGAAUCAAUAUUAUGUGUACUUCGGAGGUGAAAGAUACGUAGAUCUUGGUUUGGGAACACAUAGAGUCAAGUGUCCAGUUCACCUGAACUUUCGCCUGAUUGUCGUUGCUGACCGAGAUUUAGUGUACAAUUUGUUCCCGAUCCCAUUAAUUAACCGACUGGAGAAACAUUUCCUCUCUGUUAACACCGUUUUAAACGACGACCUAAUUGAUAUAGCUAAAGAUUUGCUACAGUGGGCGGUCAGAUUUUCCAACAACAAAAUGGAUAUAACAAGGAGAUCCAAUCGACAACAAACAAAGAUUGGCGAUGUUUUAAUAGGUUUUAACGAUGACACUUGCUCGUCAAUCAUACUUAACAUAAUUGAAACACAUAAUCAACCUAAAUCAUCUGAAGAUGACUCUCACAACUGGAAGACAAAUAUUCUUGAAGAAGGGAAACGGAUAUUAUUAUGGGCUGCAACACCAGAAGCUUUGGUCCUUUCAAGCGAGCUUUGCAGAACGGAGAGUGAUUCGAUAAUGAAACAAUACUUUGAAUUGCAAGCUCAUGGCAGCGUUAUUGAAUACCUGAAACACAUGAUCGCCAAUGAAACAUGUCAACAAUCGCUUACACAGAUAACGUGCCAUUCGAAACUUCUUCCGUACAACUACGAUACGGAGAUAAAGAAUGCUAUUCCAUCCGUCGGUGAUGUCGAUAUUCUGUCUUUGGUGUCGUUUGAUACAGAACAACAGUUUAGCAAUCGCAUUCGAAAACAUUUUGACCCGUCAGAAACAAAGUCACGUGUGAUAAUAAUACAAUGUGACUCAGGUGAUGCAAAUGCGAACCUAAUAGCUUGUGCGCGCUAUUGUGUAAUGGAUGCGUUCGAGAACACAAGAAGAAUAAUACAGGCUCCAAUCCAUAUUUUGUUAAUUGUGCAACUUCCGAGAAUAAGUGGUGGGUGCUUCAGUGGGUUUCAGUGUGGACCUUGGCAUUCGGUUCACAUAGACGAUCUCUAUCCCGAGGGGCCAUAUUUUCCUCACCUUAGAGACCUGCAAAACAGAAGUGUUAGUGAAGUAUUUGAACGUGCUUGUGACGGAGCACAAAUAAACCCCGCAAGUGUAAACAAUGACCGCGAACAGUCUGCCAUUAGGUUAAACAAUCUUAAUGCACAAAAAAUGAAAGGGCUGUUGAUGUCAUGUGUUCAACAAGCUUUGUCAAUGGUUAAAGAUCAGCACAACUGCGAACAAAGAGCAACAAAACGAAUACGCAUUGUUUUACGUUGUCUACGUGGAACGAAAGCAAAGAGUGACCAUUCAGAGGGAAAUCCAUUAUUCCUGUCUGGUAUCAUAUUAUGGCUUACUAAAUUACUGAGAGAAAAGGAAAAAAAUACUGAUCCUGCAUGGGCCAAAAUGUGGAUGUCACACGAGGCAGCUGCACUUGAAAAUAUAAUAAAAAACGGAACUUUUAGACGUUCCUGUUAUCAGACACUCAUGUCAAAAUUGACACCCGUAUUGGCCAGAAUCUUCUCCUUUCUGGAUACAAACAACAAUUUGGAUCUUCUUGAAUGCGGCAUAGACUGGAAACAAGAUCUUUGGAUUCAGUUUUUCAAUCAACAAGCGUUGAUUCCUUUAAAGUACUCAGACAUUCAACAAACUGAUGGUUCGAUAUUUAAAGAAUACACUGUGGAUUUUACUGGCCAUGAAGGUCACCCUUUCAAAUCCAAUCUGCCAUUUUCCUGGAUUAUCAUACAUUUGGUAGAUCAGCUGAUCCGACAACUUGAAGUCGACGAACAAGAAGGUACAUAGAUAAAAUAAUUAAAUGCAUUUGAUUUAUUUUACAAAAGCAACUUCGGUCUACGGUCUCGGUUCUACGGUCGAACUUUGCCACUAAAAUUGAAUGGUGCGAAAGAUAUAAAAAUAUAUAUGUAUUGUUCUAUUUUCGAUAAAAUCAGAGGCGAGUAAAACCUGCAUAUAAAAAGAUUCAUAGACUCAUAGAUUGCUCGAGAACACCUCUAUUGCCGAGUGACUGUCUUUACAUUUUGUAAGGUAUUAUUCCAAAUUUCAUUGAAAUUCCACUAUGGUUUGUUUCUCCUGCCACUCAUGUGUGACAAACACGGAGGACAGAAUACAUACCUAUUUAAAUCGAGGCCAUUCUUUCAGCUUACUUUGGGUCUUUUUUCAACAAUUUUAUUCAACUUACCACAACCAUAUUCCUGAGCCCAUUUAAUCACGGCAGAUUUGAAUAUCAGUACUACUUUUUUUCUUUGCAAAUUUUGUAAACUGCAAGCUAUUGUUAUGUGCUCAAUUGCACUCCUCCAUUAUGAUUUUCUGCGAAUUAAAAACAAAUGUAGAAAGAACCAAAUGCUGGUUAUUUAUCGGAUUAAACUUGCUUAAAGAUUUGCAAAUGGUUGAUUAUGAAGUCUCCUUAUCGUUUAAAACACCAUAUCGUAAAAUUAACAGCUUAAUGAAAACAUAAAGUUUACGUUGUUAAAAUGCAGUCUUAACUUAAAUGAAUCGAAAAACAGUUAUUUUAAACCACGAUUGCGCGGAAAACAUCUGGACUUUAACAUGGACUUUUAUAUGCUCUGCGGAUCAUGAAUGAUCGACUAUUUUUUGUCAUGCCUCUCUAUCUAAACGGGAGGCGGAAAACUACAACGGGCGAGUCAUGGUCAGGGGUGAUAACCCCAAAAAAGGGUUAGGGUAAGGGUUAGGGUUAGGGGUCGGGUUAGGGUUAGGGUUGGGUUUAGGCUAACCAAAACCCUAACCCGACCCAUAACACUAACCCUAACCCUUAACAUAACCCUCUAACCCCCCCCCCCCUUGCGCAAUACCAUACCAUGCCUCGCCCGUUGUAGUUUUCCGCCACCCUAUCUAAACACCCAAAAGUCACGCACGUUUUGUACUGUACGCAAUAUGACGAGCGGUCUGAAAACAUACGCAAAUGUGAAUCGACGAUGUUUUACAUAUGGCAUGUAUCGUAUACAAAGAUGAUUUAUGUGGCUUAGCUGUAAACAACUAGACACGCCUCAUGCGAUUGAUAUGGUUUGCGUUUUGUUUACUUACAAACACAUUUAUCCUGCAUGUCCAAAUA